This is a messenger RNA of Aureobasidium vineae, 1026 nucleotides long. The record is from the annotation of a GenBank genome assembly. Lineage: Eukaryota; Fungi; Ascomycota; Dothideomycetes; Dothideales; Saccotheciaceae.
AUGGCAUUCCCAACUACAACACGAGCAUUCCGCCGCACAUCCAAUGGCAAAAACAUCGAACUGGUUACCGAAUCUAUUCCUCAAAGCCUGCAGCCAACACAAGUUCUCCUCAAGAUACACGCAGUGUCUCUAAACUUCCGCGAUGUGGGGAUGCUACACAAUCGCUAUCCAAUUCCGGUCAUUCCACACGGAGUUCCUUGUUCAGAUGCUUCUGCGACAAUCAUCUCAAUCGGCUCUUCGGUUACAGGGCUUGCAGAAGGCAACUUUGUAGCUCCGACCUUCCGAGAGACUUGUUCUGGAGAGAUCAAAGCGCUUGGUGGAGAUGUGGAUGGAGUAUUGAGAGAAUACGCCAUCUUUGAUCAAUGCGAUAUUACCAAGAUCCCGAGCUAUCUGAGCCAUGAAGAAGCGUCCACCAUCCCUUGUGCUGGAGUUACUGCAUGGACAGCUUUGGAUUUCGACAAGAAGAGACAAGGAAAGAGUGCGUUGAUGCAAGGUACUGGUGGUGUAAGCAUCUUUGCUACUCUGCUCUGCGUCACUACUGGCAUGGCCGCUAUCAUCACUUCCUCUUCCGACGAGAAGUUGGAGAAGUGUAAGGAGUUAGGUCAAGUCGUUCAGGGUAUCAACUACAGAACACACGAGGAUUGGGAUGAAGAAGCGAAGAGAUUGACACAAGGCGAUGGUGUUGAUGUUGUCAUCAAUAAUGUCGGCAUCACUUCCAUGGAGCAAUGCUUCAACGCUCUGGCAAGAUACGGCACCGUCUCCUUGGUUGGCUUCUUGGGCGGAGUUGAAGGCGCAGAAAUGCCAGACUGCUUUACUCCUGUGUUGAUGAAGGCGGCGAGAGUACAGUCAGGNGGCAUCUUUGUCGGUACACGCGAGGAUCAGCAAGACCUUUGCGCAUUCCUGGCAGAGAAGAAGAUUUCUUUGAAGCCACUUGUGGAUAGGGUGUUCGAGUUCGAGGAGUCGGCUAAGGCGUUUGAGUAUCUUUACUCUGGUGCUCAUACCGGCAAAGUUGUCAUCAAGCUUUAA